Molecule: messenger RNA, 1070 nt
Organism: Suillus subalutaceus
Lineage: Eukaryota; Fungi; Basidiomycota; Agaricomycetes; Boletales; Suillaceae
Exons: 5
Coding region: 30-1013 (327 amino acids)
Biological process (GO): retrograde vesicle-mediated transport, Golgi to endoplasmic reticulum
Cellular component (GO): SNARE complex; endoplasmic reticulum
Molecular function (GO): SNAP receptor activity
Source: RefSeq, a predicted model, not a curated record
UAGUAGUGUCCCAGAUUGCGCCUUCAGACAUGCCACCCAUUCCAACAACGCUAGAUGCUGAAACACACUCUCUAAUUGAUUCCAUCGAACGACACCAUAAUGACCUUUCAACUUUUCAGAUUCCUCGUCUGAGAGCUUGCACCGGUCCUUUGACCACGCAACAAGCAUGGGCUGCGGAGGUGAGGGAGGACAUUGAAGGUCUGGCAAGGCAGAUCGAGGAGCUGGAUGUCCUUGUUGAUGACCACAGGACUGAAGAGACGAGAAGAGAGUUGAGGAGAAGAGCUGAAGUCUUUCGUGAUUCAUUAGUCAAUCUACGCAAAGACUCUCGAGCAGCAUUGUUAGCGUCGAAACAUGCAAUUGACUCCCAAAAUCGGUCGCAGCGAGAGGAGUUGUUGAGGUCUCCUGCCAUUCGAGAGAAAAGUACAAGUUCCUCGGGCGAGAAAGUCACCGAAGACGCACUCGUGAAAGCCAAUCAUAAUGUCACAGAAGCACUGCAACGAACAACUGGACUUCUGCAGAAAGAACUCGAGCGCAGUGUCUCGUUAAGCCAAGUCCUAGAAUCAUCUACUGCAACUGUCCAAUCCGCGUCCACGACGCACGACACGUUCAAUCUCGUCCUCGGCACCUCCAAACAACUUAUUACCGCACUCGAAAAGACAGACUGGCUCGACCGCGUCCUUAUUAUUUCUGGCCUCGUGUUUUUCGGCCUCGUGGUCCUUUUCAUCCUGACGCAGCGCAUCAUCGGCCGCGGGCUACGCAUCGCCUUUUUCUGGACGAGGUUAUUGCCAAGCUCUGGCUCGAGUACACGCGCGGUGGUGCAAAAGGCUGGGGAGGUUGUAACGACUGCGUCGGCUGUGCUGGCGUCGUCGAUAGGUGGUCAGGAUGGCGGAGUCGGUCAGUUGAUAGAAUCCAGCAUGGAUGUGUUUAAUUCCCCUAGUUUCACAAUAUCGGCUACGGAGCCAUGGACUACUGAACAGCAUGGCGGCUCAGGACACGCACAUGUUGAAUUAUGAUAAUUUUGAUAAUUCCGUCGAUAGACUCACAGGACAUGCACGGACUUAAGUAUAGAA